Acanthamoeba castellanii str. Neff is the source of this 1434-nucleotide messenger RNA. RefSeq lists its product as uncharacterized. The record is from RefSeq and is a predicted model, not a curated record. The coding region runs from base 1 to 1434 and encodes 477 amino acids. NCBI's taxonomy places the organism in Eukaryota, Discosea, Longamoebia, Acanthamoebidae. The transcript has 9 exons.
AUGGUCACCGUGGCGCCGCUCAAGCCGGAAGGCGUGCAGGACUGGCUGGGCAAGAAGCUCGACUGGAAUCCGGCCUUUAUUCCCUCGUCCCAGCGCCCGGCCCCGCCGCCGCCCCUGACCCUCGCCUCCGACCACUCUUCGCUCGACGACCACCGCAGGGCGAGCGUCGUCAACGUGCCGGACAAGGGCGGGUACCUCAUGCUCGUGCCGCCCUCGCGCAAGCUGCACAUUCCCAAGGUGGCUCUGCCCUACUGCGACUCGACCACGCCCACGCUGCGGCGCAUGACGCACUACGCGACCAAGAGCGCCGGCGAUGCCUCGGGAACCACCUCCGACGGCGACACCCUCGACCAAGACGACGUGGACAGCACCGAAUUCUCGGGCACGUCCGAGAUCCCCUCGUCCACCAACGUCGACGACACCUUCUCGCCCAUGACCGACAACACCGAAGACGACGAAGAGGACACCGAGACGGAGACGGUGCGCGAUGUCGACAUGGACGACGAGGAGCGGGAGAGAGCGGAGAAGGAGGGCGCCAAGCCGGGCGAAGGCGAAAAGCAGGAGAAUGAGACGCCCGCCGAGUCCAACGAAGAAACCCUGGCCACCAUCUCCUCCGAGCGGAACAAGAUCACCAACGCCCGCGAGGGAAUGAGGCGGAUGCUGCUGCUCAUGGACCUGGGCCGCUUCAACUCUGCGUUCGACCACGCCGACCUCUCCAUCCGCCUCCUGCGCAAGGACGCCGAGGAGCGUCGGAGGGAGAUCAAGUUCUGCGCGUCGUACAAGCUCGCCCUGUCGCUGCUGCUCAAGAUCAAGCAGCUCCAGCGCCUGGCGCGCGAGGGCACCCCCUCCUCCUCCUCGUCGUCGUCGUCGCUGUCGUCGGUCGUCGCCUCCACGGCCAAGCUGCUGCGCGACAAGAACCCGGCCAGUGGCCUGGCCCUCAUCUCGCGCCACCUGACCGAGGUCAGGCUCGACCCCCGCCACGGCGCGCUGCUGCUCAGCCUCGUGGUCGGCAUCCAGAUGGACCUCGGGAACUUCAACUAUGCGGCCGGCCUGGUCCGCCGCCUGCUCGCUGCACAGCUCGAGGCGGCGGCGGCCGACGACGCGUCGGCGGACAGGGCGGCGCUGCUCGAGAAGCUGCGCGAGUGCGAGGAGCGCGGAGGGCGCGGCGGCGCUGGCGGCGAUGCGGUGCCGAUUCCCUACAAGUGCGUGCGCUGCGGGCACAUCCACGCGGGCAAGGUGCCCGGCAGCCACUGCGACAAGUGCCGCGCGCCCAUCCGCUUCUGUCACUCGUCGUACGAGCUGAUCGGCCGCUCGCACUUCUACGCGUGCCGCCUGUGCGAGGCCACCUACGCGCACGACACCCCCAAGUGCUCACUGUGCCUCUCGGCCUCGAGCCCGCUCUCGCCUCGCCGCGUCACCACCCCCGCCCAGUGA